AUGGACUCUAGCAAUGGCACUCUAGAGCUGCUGGGGGUUGGUUUAGCAAUAGUGGCCUGGAUCUGUUCCCUGACCACCAUCCUGAUGCCUUCAUGGAUCACACUGUCUACAGACCUGCUUCCCACUGAGGAAACUAACAUGGGCCUCUGGGUGACCUGUGUGAGCCAGGAAGCGACGGAUAAGCUGGAGUGCCGGCCCUAUGACAGCAUGUUUGAACUGCCACCAGACAUUAUACUGGCCCGGAUUCUCAUGUCCUUGGUGCUGGGGGUGGGAUUGUUGGGUGUGCUGCUGGCCAUCCCCGGUAUCCGCCUGGUUAAUGGCUGCCAAAACCACCUGGAUGACUUUAGCUGUAAGAGGGCGCUGAAGGCAAUAGGCGGGGCACUGUGCCUGGUAACAGGGAUCCUGGGCCUUAUCCCGGUCUCUUACGUCGCCCACCUGACGCUUGUGAGAUUCUUCGACGAGACAGUGCCUCAGAUUGUCCCUCGCUGGGAGUUCGGCUAUGCUCUGUUCUGUGGCUGGAUUGCAGGCAUCCUCCACCUGGUGGCAGGAACGCUGCUGCUGAUUUCCUGUCUUCAUUUCCAGAAGCUGGACAGUCCUGUGCACAUCCCUCUGGGCAUUGUGACACCAGGACCCAAUUUUGAAAGAACCAGGACUGAGUAUGUGUGA
Molecule: messenger RNA, 666 nt
Organism: Pundamilia nyererei
Lineage: Eukaryota; Metazoa; Chordata; Actinopteri; Cichliformes; Cichlidae
Product: claudin-22-like
Exons: 1
Coding region: 1-666 (221 amino acids)
Cellular component (GO): membrane; bicellular tight junction
Molecular function (GO): structural molecule activity
Source: RefSeq, a predicted model, not a curated record